Messenger RNA from Zootermopsis nevadensis, 2076 nucleotides. It is a transcript of the gene pirk, whose product is annotated as poor Imd response upon knock-in. NCBI's taxonomy places the organism in Eukaryota, Metazoa, Arthropoda, Insecta, Blattodea, Termopsidae. The record is from RefSeq and is a predicted model, not a curated record.
AUUGAAAACGGUUCCAAGCACUGAUCGAAGAUGUAUCUGCUACGUAUUUCCGUUUCCACACAAACUUCUUAUCAACAAACUAACCGUAAUACUUCCACGUUAACGAAACUAUCCUGAGGGCCUUUCCCCUCAGGAAACGUUUUAUCGUCGGUUUAACCUCGCUGGCCAUUAUCGCCUUGGCGAUAUAGUGAGUACCCCGCGUCCCGUCGCGUGCCGCGCGGGUGUUCCUGUCGGGGAACUACUGGAGCAGCGCCAGUCCGUACCUCUGUGCAACGGCGGUCGAUGAUAUCAGUGAGCCCCAGCCGUUUUCGCUACCAUUAGACAAGCAGCGGCCGCCUUCGACAGUUCUCUGACGGCUCCGGUACUAACAUGGAGGAUGAGUGCGAGAACACAUCACAGACUUUCGUCGGCAAUGCGAAGAAAAUCGACUUGUCUAUUAACAGCGGAGUCUUACGGGUUAUUGGUAACAAUAGUUUCGUGACUGUCACCAAAAACGUCGGCCAGAUUAUGAUCAUUGGCAACAAAGGACACGUGCAAGUGACUGAGAACACAGGCUUCAUCGGUUAUACUGGAAAUAACGGAUUGGUUGAAGUGGGCACAACGUCAAAAGGCAUCGGACGAGUGGUCUACACUGGCAAUGGAGGAAAGGUUAAACGAAUGAAGACGAAUGGAGUCAUCGGAAAACGUGACGCAGAAAAAAGCAGUACCAAAAAUCCACUUCCGCCAAAGCAAGAAGGACAACCGGCUAAAAAGACAGAUGUGCAAAGUGAACUCAGAGUGAAUAAGGUUGAAAUGUGUAUCAAUUCAAAGUCAAAACAGGGCAUUCAUAAAGGAGUGACCAAGGAAAAUAUUAGUCCUGAUAAGCUAAAAAGGACACCGAUGCCUCAGGUAGGCACCUGUUAUGAAGUGAAAAAUGUCUGGCGGCAGGCAUCCAGUAAAAGCGACGAACAGAAGAAGGCGAAGAUUAAAACGAUUAAAACGUCGCGUCGGAAAAUCAUUCAGGUGUCCAACUUAUCGAACUUCGAACUCGAGAAUUGGUGUUUGAACCUGGCAGCUGAACUUAUUGCUUUGCAUGAUUAGUCGAGGAAAGUUGUCAGAAACUGUGAUUUCUUUCUUCCUUAAAAUGCGUGAAAGUUCCUAAAUAAAUGCACCUACCUUAAUAUAUUCUGUUAUACUGGUAGUGAUCGAAAUGCCAGCCUCGGUGUUUAACAGUAUUAAUGUUUCCAGAGAUAAUCUCUCGCCGUUGUUCCUAAAUAUUUCGUAAGUACAACUGUCCCGACUAUGCGGCACAAAAUGUUUGUGUGAGUAUGGAACGGUAGGCUGAUUGUAUUUUUAAAUGUACGAUGGAACUUUGCUUUUCAAAAGAAACAGGGUAUUUCACUCAGUAUUAACAGAAAAGGACAGCUCACGUGUGACAGCGCUACCUCACUCUCAAAUUUCAAACAAUCAAUUGCUGACUUUGUAAGCAUAUCAAAACAGUUUUUGUCUUUUGAUAAUGGUCUCCCUAAUCAGUGCUCGGUUGACAGAACUAAGUACUCAUUAUAUAACUUAUUUAUUUAAUUUUGAUUAAAUAAUUUAUUCAUAGCCAGUUUUCACAAAUUUUAGUGACCUUUAUUCAAAUUCACUAAAAGAUAAUGAUUUGCAUUUAAUUUCUUGGAUUUGAUAUGUUUACAAAUAGGCCUAUAAAUGCAUUUUUAUAAGUACCUGUAGUUAAUUAUUCUGGGUAUUUCAUUGUGUUCAAUUUUAUGAAUGUGACAUGUCUAAGUUAAUGCUUUCAUGAGAAGUACAUCUUAUGUGACUGAUUUAAUUUAUUUACGGAAUUAUCCGUCCAUAAUUUUGUAGACUAAAUAAGAGUCGUUUUCGAGAAUUAUAAUAGUAAUUAAACAGAUUUCGGUGCUUUUGUUUGCGAUAAUAACUGCCCUCUGGAAUAGAGGCUCUUUAAAAUGUUAAACAAUUUUCUCUUGUAAUCACAGUUUGUACCCACCGAAUUAAUUGUUUUGUGUUCCCGUAUUUUAUGUGUAGUUUGAAUGAACUUGCCAAUAUAUCAGACUGACAUUAAACUUUAUUCAUCAGCUA